Molecule: messenger RNA, 2175 nt
Organism: Drechmeria coniospora
Lineage: Eukaryota; Fungi; Ascomycota; Sordariomycetes; Hypocreales; Ophiocordycipitaceae
Product: putative malate dehydrogenase
Exons: 3
Coding region: 1-2175 (724 amino acids)
Biological process (GO): pyruvate metabolic process; malate metabolic process
Cellular component (GO): mitochondrion
Molecular function (GO): malate dehydrogenase (decarboxylating) (NAD+) activity; NAD binding
Source: RefSeq, a predicted model, not a curated record
AUGACAGCGACCCGCGGUCCGGUCGACGGCACCGUCAUGCCGUCUACCCCUCGGUCGUCUUCACCCUCCACCUCCGUAGGCACCGGUCGCUCCUCUCGCACAUCACUGUCUAAUGACCCCACCUCUCACCCUGGGCCCAGACUCACGAGCGAUGACCCAAUGACAGCUGUUGACGUCUCCAUGCUUGAAGAACCGAUGAGACUCGCCGCCGUCGACCAGCGCUUGGCUCCGGCCCAAGUCGACGCUGCCGAAGUCAAGCAAACGCGCGACAACGAAUACAUGUCGGAAUCCCACGCCACCGGCUUCCACGUCAUUCGUGAGCCCCAAUGGAACAAGGGUUCGUACACGUCUCUCCUCCUCGCCACUCUCCUUUACCUUUCCUCUCCUCUCCUCUCCUCUCCUCUCCUCUCCUCUCCUUCGCGACGCAAGUGGUCUGACGGAUCAGGCCUGUCCUUUACUCCCGAGGAGCGAGUGACGAAAAACCUCACCGGUCUUCUUCCCCAUGCCAUGGAGAGCCUCAGCACCCAGUGCGCGAGGGCGAUGCGCAUGAUCGAUACUCGACAGACCAACAUCGACAAGUACCUGUACCUGUCGUCGGUCAAGGCGGAGAAUACCGACCUCUUCUACCGCCUCCUGAUGGACAACAUCCGCGACCUCAUGCCUCUGGUCUACACGCCCACCAUCGGUGAUGUCUGCCUGCAGUACUCGACCCUCUACACGCGUCCCGAGGCUUUGUACAUUUCCAUCAAGCAACGAAAGUCGAUUCGCACCAUGCUCCGGAACUGGGCCUGCCCCAACCCGGAAAUUUGCGUCGUCACGGACGGGUCCCGGAUCCUGGGUCUCGGCGACUUGGGCAUCAACGGCGUCGGCAUAUCGAUUGGCAAGCUGUCUCUGUACACGGCCGCGGCCGGAAUUCAUCCGAAAAAGACGCUGCCCAUCGUCUUGGACACCGGCACGGACAACGAAACGAACCUGAAGGAUCCGCUGUACCUCGGUCUGCGGCAGAAGCGCGUCUCCAAGGCCGAGGAGAGAGAGUUCAUGGACGAGUUCAUGGAGGCCGUCAAGGACGUGUACCCCGACAUGGUUGUCCAGUUUGAAGAUUUUGAGAGCGAAAAGGCCUUCAACUACCUCGACAGGUACAGAAACAGCCACAGAUGCUUUAACGACGACAUCCAGGGCACCGGUGCCGUCAUCCUCGGCGGAUAUAUCGGCGGCGUGGAAAUAUCCGGCGUGCCGCUCGAGGAGCAGCGCCUCGUUUUCAUGGGUGCCGGUUCGGCCGGCGUCGGCGUCGCCAAGCAGCUCGUCGAGUACUACACUCGUAGAGGUCUCUCUGAGGCCGAGGCGCGCGACAAGUUCUGGCUUGUCGACACGAAAGGCCUCGUCACCGGCGACCGAGGCGACAAGCUGGCCGAGCACAAGAAGUAUUUUGCUCGCCGAGACAACAACGGCCUGCAGCUCCGCACGCUGGAGGAGGUCAUCGAGCACGUCAAGCCAAGCGCCCUCGUCGGUCUGACGGCGACGUUUGGCGUCUUCACCGAGCCCGUCGUCCGUGCUCUCAAGGCAUCCGUCGACGCCGGCGGCCCGGGUCGUCGGCCCAUCCUCUUCCCGCUGAGCAACCCCUUGACCAAGGCGGAGUGCACAUUCGAGCAGGCGGUCGAAUGGACCGACGGCUCCGUCAUCUUUGCCUCGGGCUCUCCGUUCCACGCCUUCACGACGAAGACCAGCGACGGCAGAUCGGUGACGUAUCAUCCCAACCAGGGCAACAACGUGUACGUCUUCCCCGGCCUCGGUCUCGGUGCCAUCCUCGCCAAGGCGUCGCGCAUCACGGACGACAUGGUGUACGCGUCAGCACAGGCGCUUUCCGAAACACUCAACCCGGAUGAGAUUCAGAGGGGCCUCAUCUACCCGAGAAUCGAGCGGGUGCGCGAGGCUAGCAUCGUCGUCGCCCGCGAGGUGAUGAAGGCAGCUCGUCGCGACGGCGUGUCGACGCUUCCCGAGACCAUGUGGCAUCAAUGGGAGGAGUGGGGCGACGUGGCCCUGACGACGUACAUCAAGCGGCGCAUCUACAACCCCAUGUGCUUUUCAGACUCGACCAACCAUGACUGUCCGUCUUGCAGCUCCGACACGAGGGCGCCGGCGACGCUGCGGAAGCGAGAAAACGGGUCGCACUUGUGA